Molecule: messenger RNA, 1301 nt
Organism: Olea europaea var. sylvestris
Lineage: Eukaryota; Viridiplantae; Streptophyta; Magnoliopsida; Lamiales; Oleaceae
Product: phosphatidylinositol:ceramide inositolphosphotransferase 2-like
Exons: 8
Coding region: 335-967 (210 amino acids)
Biological process (GO): ceramide biosynthetic process
Cellular component (GO): endoplasmic reticulum membrane; Golgi membrane; trans-Golgi network
Molecular function (GO): inositol phosphoceramide synthase activity; ceramide cholinephosphotransferase activity; sphingomyelin synthase activity
Source: RefSeq, a predicted model, not a curated record
AACAACACUGAUAUAUAUUUAGCGCGAGAGGGAGAGAAACCAAUAAAGAUACCAAUAAGCAGCAGCCCCAGUUUCAAGAGAGAAAUUGCCCUUUUAAAAGCUUCUUGUUCAGAUUGAUUUACAAUAUAACUUCGAUUUUUUUAAAGGAUUAUUGUGAAAUCGAUUCUGUUUUUUUAUUGGAAGAACCUCGACUAAGCAACUAGGUUUUACUUUGACGGAUCUUGGGAUAGUUAAUUGAACGGAGUUAUUUAGUUUGAUCCUGGUUAAUUAACGAGUGAAAUUUGAGAAAAAUAGAGUUCUUCUGUACUGAGAAUCCAGGAUGUUGUAACGUAAUAUGGCACUAUUCUUGUCUGCAAUAUACAUAGAAGAAAUGUCGCUUUACAUCGGUCGCGAGGCUUCAAAGUUAUGGAAGAGAUUUUGUGCGGAAAUUACAACCGAAAUCAACCUUCUCGCAGAAAAUUGGAAGUAUAUUCUAGGGGGUCUCAUUUGUCAGUACAUACACGGACUAGCUGCUCGAGGAAUUCAUUAUUUUCAUCGGCCAGGACCAAUACUUCAGGAUGUUGGCUUCUUUCUUCUUCCGGAGCUUGGACUAGACAAAGCUUACAUCAGUGAAACAGUAUUUACAUUCGUCUUUCUAUCGUUUGUCUUGUGGACUUUCCAUCCCUUCAUCUUCAAGAGCAAAAAAAUUUACACCGUCCUAAUAUGGUGCAGGGUUCUGGCGUGUUUAUUUGCUUGUCAAUUUCUUCGGAUCAUAACUUUCUAUUCUACUCAACUUCCUGGUCCUAACUAUCAUUGUCGUGAGGGCUCAAAGCUUGCCAGGCUGCCUCUUCCUGACAAUGCUGUAGAAUUCUUCUUAAUUAAAUUUCAUGGCGUGCUUUAUGGUUGUGGAGAUUUAAUAUUUUCAUCUCACAUGAUUUUCUCUCUAGUCUUUGUGCGGACGUAUCACAAAUAUGGCACACGGAGGUAAUUAGUUGGAUGAUAUCCUAUUUUAUACAGUUUUGUCUACUGGCAGGGUUAAUGUUGGGAUGUAAAGCUAAUACUUCUUUUGUUUCAAUUUAAUGGCAUCAUUUUGUUUUUAGGAUGCCUCAAAAUAAUGGGUAUAUAAAUUGAUAUAUUUAUACUUAACUCCCUAAUACCUCACUCUGUCUACUCUCCUCUCUCACCACAACUCAAACCACAUAUCCAAGUGCGGGGAUGUCUAUGGGUGGAAGAGGAAGAAUAUCAGAAGUCAGUUUUUUUCCCUAUGAUUUCCAUCUAACUCAAACUGAUAUAUUCAAAUCGAAAUACAGAUUGUGUUAAGA